UGUUGUCUCUCCAAAGACAUUUCACUCUUUCAUGUAGAACAUCUCACUUAUCUUGAGAGAGUUAUACAUAAUACAUCUACACCACACCAUGAAUCAUCAACUUAUCGAAGACCAUAUGAUGCUCUUCCCUUGGCUAUGCCCUGGUGGUGCAUUCACUGAAGUAACUCCUCAACAAGGGGAAAAUAAUAAGCCAAGGCACAAGCGAAAUAGAAAGAAUAGAGGAGGAGAAAAUGGCACCAUCAUCACCAAGAAGAGAAAGCUCACCGUAGAGCAAAUUAGUCUUCUUGAGCGAAAUUUCAGCAAUGAACAUAAACUUGAGUCUGAAAGGAAGGACCAGCUCGCAUUGGAGCUUAGUUUGGACCCUCGACAAGUUGCGGUGUGGUUUCAAAAUAGACGUUCUCGUUGGAAGACUCAAAAAUUGGAGGAAGAGUACUCCAAUCUUAAGAAUGUUCAUGAAACCACUAUGCUCGACAAAUGUCAUCUUGAGAAUGAGGUGUUGAAGCUCAAGGAGCAGCUUUUGGAAACAAAGAAGGAGAUUGAGCAGCUACUAGAGCGUGGUGAAAAAGCCCCAAGCAACAACUCCAGUUCCUCACAGUCAAUGGAAGAAGCUGUGAACCCACCAUUUCUUGGAGAGUUUAGGGUGGAAGAAUAUGAUGAUGGUGAUGUGUUCUACAUUCCAGAGACUCAUCACAUCAAUGGGAUGGAAUGGAUUAAUCUGUACAAUUGAAACCUCAAGAAAGCUUAAUUAGCAUUUUGUAAAUAAUUUGAAUUUUAAUCAUCUAAUUAAAUUGUUUCCUCUGCAA
This is a messenger RNA of Glycine soja, 803 nucleotides long. RefSeq names its product homeobox-leucine zipper protein ATHB-40-like. Gene Ontology annotation, cellular component: nucleus. NCBI's taxonomy places the organism in Eukaryota, Viridiplantae, Streptophyta, Magnoliopsida, Fabales, Fabaceae. Gene Ontology annotation, biological process: positive regulation of DNA-templated transcription. The coding region runs from base 89 to 727 and encodes 212 amino acids. The transcript has 3 exons. Gene Ontology annotation, molecular function: sequence-specific DNA binding; DNA-binding transcription factor activity, RNA polymerase II-specific. The record is from RefSeq and is a predicted model, not a curated record.